UUUAAGCCUCUGCGUGCGAACAAUUCGAUUCGAACCCGUACGCAAUUCACAGUGUCGUCUACUGAGUAGCGUAGCAAUCGUCGUCCCAUCUACAACCAAAGGCGGCGAUGGGCUGCUUCUCCUCCAUCCCCAUCGUCCGCUCAUGAGAUUCAAAAUUCCCAAUCUGCCCCUCCUCUCUCCCAAAACCCUAAAUCCUCUCACACCCAAUCCUCACAUGGCCUCCCUUCUCACCGCACCCGAAGCCCAAGCCCGGAAUCUCCAUUCGGACCCAACGCGAGACCUCGACGACGUCCUCUGCUCCGACCAACACCAGCAACAAGAAGAACAACAGAAGACUUUUGCCGAUACGGCGCCGUCUCGCUGCUUGAGCGGCGAGUCGCGUAUCGAGCGAGCAUGGGCUCACUGGUCGAAGCUGGGCCGGCCCAAAUUGAUCGUGGCUCCAAUGGUGGACAACUCGGAGCUCCCGUUUCGGAUGCUCUGCCGCAAGUACGGCGCCGACGCUGCGUACACGCCCAUGCUGCACUCUCGCAUUUUCACUGAGAGUGAGAAGUAUAGAGACCAGGAAUUUACCACUUGCAAGGAGGACCGUCCUUUAUUUGUUCAAUUCUGUGCUAAUGAUCCUGAAGUUUUGUUGGAGGCUGCGAAGAGAGUGGAGCCUUAUUGUGAUUAUGUUGACAUUAAUUUGGGGUGUCCUCAGCGUAUUGCUAGGCGGGGGAAUUAUGGAGCUUUUCUAAUGGAUAACCUUCCUCUUAUAAAAUCUCUAGUAGAAAACUUGGUUCAAAACCUUCAUGUCCCCGUUUCAUGCAAAGUCCGCAUCUUUCCGGAUUUACAAGAUACAAUCAAGUAUGCUAAGAUGUUAGAGGAUGCUGGUUGCUCACUUUUAGCCGUCCAUGGCCGGACAAGAGAUGAGAAAGACCAGAAGAAAGUCCGGGCGAACUGGGACGCCAUCAAGGCUGUCAAAAAUUCUCUCAGAAUCCCCGUCCUUGCCAAUGGAAACAUCAGGCACAUGGAUGAUGUUCACGACUGUUUGGAAGCAACUGGUGCUGAUGGGGUGCUUUCUGCGGAAUCUCUUCUUGAGAAUCCAGCUCUUUUUGCUGGAUUUCGAACUGCCCAAUGGGUACCAGGGAAUGAAGAAAGCAAGAAAGAUGGGAAACUGAACCAGGCAGAUCUUUUGGUGGAGUAUUUGAAGCUUUGUGAGCAAUACCCUGUGCCUUGGCGUAUGAUCCGUGCUCAUGUGCACAAGAUGCUGGGAGAGUGGUUUCGAAUUCAUCCACAUAUAAGGGAAGAUCUCAAUGCACAAUCCAUACUUACUUUUGAAUUCCUUUACAGUAUCGUAGAUCGGCUUAGAGAGCUUGGGGCAGGUAUUCCACUUCAUCUUAAAGAGACAAAUGCUGCAACUAUUUGUGCGAAUGGUUUGGCUAAUUGAACUGUGAUACUGGUUGAAUGAGGUGUUGUUUCAGAUAUAGGAGUCUUGCCAAAAUCAGAAUUAAGAAUCUAGUUUUCCGUUAGGUUUUUGUUAUCAUUUUCGAGUUUUGUAAUGUUAGGUUUCGUGGCUCUUAUUUAAUUUUAAUUCAACUGAUAUAAACUGAUAUAGGAGGAGAUGAAGAGCGUCUAUUUAUUUACCAUACUACAUUCUUUUGUGGUGAUGAUUUAGUGUAUUUGAGUCUGGCCCCUGAAAGGAAAGGGAGAAACCUCAAUUGAAUUAACAUCCCGUUGUGGGAGAAGGGUAUUGAUUCUCUGUAUUUCGACUCAA
Molecule: messenger RNA, 1753 nt
Organism: Prunus avium (sweet cherry)
Lineage: Eukaryota; Viridiplantae; Streptophyta; Magnoliopsida; Rosales; Rosaceae
Product: FMN-linked oxidoreductases superfamily protein
Biological process (GO): tRNA processing
Molecular function (GO): tRNA dihydrouridine synthase activity; flavin adenine dinucleotide binding
Source: RefSeq, a predicted model, not a curated record